AUGAAAGCAGUUAAUGCCAGCCGAAAGCAAUGGGAAGAAUGGAAGCAGAAGGAUAGUGAAUUUGUAUCUGAAACCAAUGAGCAAGAUUUGCAGGAAGCACUUCCUUUGAGCAAAAUAGAUUAUGAAAAAGAGAAAGAUGCUCAUGAUGCUAUUCAGAGAGAAAUAAAGCAGCCAGUUGUAGAAGAAUUUAAUUUCUUUGACAAGAUUGCAGAGGAUGCGGCAAAAAUCAUUACAAAGGAGCAGAAUCAAGAGCAGUACAGAAUUAAUCCUGUGAUAGAAUCAGCACGUCUUCUUCAAUAUCAAGAGGAUAUGCGGAAGAAAGAUGAAGAAAUAGCUACCUCAAAUGAAAGCGUACAAAAUUUAAAAGCAGUCAUUUAA
Molecule: messenger RNA, 378 nt
Organism: Parasteatoda tepidariorum (common house spider)
Lineage: Eukaryota; Metazoa; Arthropoda; Arachnida; Araneae; Theridiidae
Source: RefSeq, a predicted model, not a curated record